This is a messenger RNA of Telopea speciosissima, 698 nucleotides long. RefSeq names its product macrophage migration inhibitory factor homolog. The record is from RefSeq and is a predicted model, not a curated record. Gene Ontology annotation, molecular function: phenylpyruvate tautomerase activity. The transcript is spliced from 4 exons. Bases 86 to 451 code for a protein of 121 amino acids. Lineage: Eukaryota; Viridiplantae; Streptophyta; Magnoliopsida; Proteales; Proteaceae.
GAGGGUUUGCGCGAGCUGCACAGUGGUGGAAUAUUUUAGUCGAGAGAGAGAGAGAGAGAGAGAGCAAGCGAGCGAGCGAGAGAAGAUGCCGUGCCUGAACUUGUCGACAAAUGUGAACGUGGAUGAGGUGGACACCUCUUCCAUCCUAUCUGAAGCUACCAAGACCGUUGCUAAGAUCAUCGGGAAGCCAGAGGCCUAUGUGAUGAUUGUACUGAAGGGGUCGGUUCCGAUGUCAUUUGGUGGGACUCAGCAACCAACAGCUUAUGGUGAGCUGGUAUCCAUUGGUGGUCUCAACCCUGAUGUCAACAAGAAGCUGAGUGCUGCAAUUGCAGCAAUUCUUGAGACCAAGUUGUCUGUUCCUAAGUCUCGAUUCUUCCUCAAAUUCUAUGAUUCAAAGGGCCAUCAAAGCCAAGAUUAUGCACAGUGUUUGCAUGCUUUACAUCAACACUAGAUCAUGGUCCUGACUUUGGAUGGAAUGGGGCGACCUUCUAAAUUCUCUAGUACUUCGGAUGUGUUGUCUUGAAUCUCUCCAAACCAAAUUCUAUAUGUAGAAGCAACUUGAUAUCGUUAUAUUGACUUUCAUAACUGUGUUGGGUAUGCAAGAAAAGAAUAUUCCGUUAUGUUAUUUGAUAGGCAUGUUUAAUUGGAGCAAUCUGGAGAUGUUGAACACAUAAUGACAUUGCUAGUUUCAACUCUUA